Molecule: messenger RNA, 402 nt
Organism: Thlaspi arvense
Lineage: Eukaryota; Viridiplantae; Streptophyta; Magnoliopsida; Brassicales; Brassicaceae
Source: the annotation of a GenBank genome assembly
AUGGCUCAAAAAGAAAGGAUGAUCGUUCAAAAGGCUUUUGCAAUGGUCGAUAAAGUGAACGGUAAGUCCCAAAAUAUAACCCCUCCACCAUAUGUUCCCAGAGACGAGUUUGCUUCUCGUUUCAACCAAAAUUCUUACGAAUAUGGUGGUACCAAAUUUUAUACCGUAAAAGAAAGAACUAGUACUGCUAAUUGUCGCCGAGUCAUUUAUCAGUAUUCAAACGACUCCACCAUAAAAGAACCGGUUGUUUCUCACGCUACGGAACAUAUUCAACACUUUGGUGGUGCCAGUCCUCUUAUCGGCCAUGCCAACCGGUUUGAGAGGCCGAGAGGACGGGCUAUCAGCUGCGACGAGGCAGUCAAACUCUAUGGAGGAGUGCUUAUAAAGGAAUUUCGUAAUUAA